AUGCUUGGCAGCCAAGUGUUUGUCCAAACAGAGAAUGACAACAAGCCUGGUCCAUCUCUGGAAGAUACAGUGUUCCUACAGAUAAUGGACAAGAAUGUUUACAAAAGCAAAAGCAACAACUGGGUUGCCCCACUCCCAUUCAGGGAACCACGACAACGACUACCUAAUAAUAAAGAACAGGCAGUCAAACGGUUUGUAUCUCUGCAGCGAACUCUUCAACGGAAGCCUGAGAUGCAGAACCAGUAUGUGACUUUUAUGGAGAAAAUAUUCACCAAUGAACAUGCAGAGUUAGCUCCACCGUUGAAAGAGGGAGAAGAAUGUUGGUACCUCCCCACGUUUGGCGUGUAUCAUCCACAAAAACCCAACAACAUCAGGGUGGUUUUUGACUCCAGUGCCCAGUAYUUGGGAAUCUCCCUCAAUGAUGUACUUCUCUCAGGGCCUGAUCUGAAUAAUGCUCUUCUUGGCGUACUGUUACGCUUUAGGAAGGAAAAGAUUGCAAUAAUAGCAGACAUCCAACAAAUGUUUUAUUGUUUCCAAGUGCAUGAAGACCACCGCAAUUUUCUCCGUUUCUUAUGGCACAAAGACAACGACGUCAACAAGGAAGUAGUGGAAUAUAGAAUGAAGGUCCAUGUUUUUGGUAACAAGCCAUCUCCUGCUGUGGCUAUAUACGGGCUACGGAGAGCCAUCAGAGAGGGAGCGCAGAAGUUUGGUGCUGAUACCAUCAACUUUGUAGAAAGGCAUUUCUAUGUGGAUGACGGUUUAAUGUCUGUGCCAUCRGAGACUGAGGCGAUUGACCUCCUGCAACGRACAAAAAACUCACUAGCUGAGUCAAACAUCCGCCUACACAAGUUUGUGUCAAACAGUCAGUCAGUCACAGAAGCUUUUCCUCCAGAGGACUGUGCUCCACCGACCAAAGACCUAGACCUUGAACAAGAAGCUACACCCACUCAGCGCAGCUUGGGUCUUCUUUGGGAGAUCACGACUGACAUGUUCACUUUCUCAGCAUCUACUACAAUCAAACCGUUCACUCGUCGAGGAGUUCUCUCUACUGUUAACAGUAUUUUUGAUCCCAUGGGGUUACUGGCACCCAUCACCAUCUGYGGAAGAGCUCUUCUGAGAGAACUAGCUACUGAACAGACUGAAUGGGAUAACCCACUACCAGAAGAAAAACGUGAAAAAUGGGAAUCCUGGAGGGAUUCACUACAAGACCUGAAGCAGCUACAUGUUCCUCGGAUGUACACUCAGACCUCACUCAGUUCAGUGGUAAAGACUGAAUUGCACGUGUUCUCUGAUGCAUCAAAUAAGGCUAUUGGGGCUGUAGCUUACCUGAGAGCAGUUCAAGAAGAAGGACAAAUUGAGGUGGGUUUUGUUAUGGCCAAGGCUAAACUUGCCCCUCAGUCUGAGCCUACAAUCCCCAGGCUUGAACUGUGUGCUGCAGUCUUGGCUGUAGAAAUGUCAGAUCUCAUUCAAGAAGAGUUGGAUGUGAAAAUAGAUGAAGUCAAGUUCUAUACUGACAGUAAAGUUGUUCUUGGCUACAUAUGCAAUCAGUCAAGGCGAUUCUAUGUCUAUGUCCACAAUAGAGUGAUGCGGAUUCACCAAUCCACAAGKCCAACUCAGUGGAACUAUGUGUGCACAGAUGAGAAUCCAGCUGACCAUGCAUCACGGUCUGUGCCUCCAUCAAAAUUAGCACAGACUUCAUGGUUCACCGGACCCUCGUUUCUUUAUCAAUCAUCUGAAGGCAAGCAAUAUACAGGUCAGAGGUUUGACUUGAUCGAACCACAAAAGGACAGUGAAAUCAGACCACAAGUUCAGACCUAUUCUACUGUUACAGAAAAGGCAACCCUUUCUACAGAUCGCUUCAAACGGUUUUCAUCUUUUAGCUCCUUGUUGAGAGGAGUUGCAUAUUUGAUCCACAUGGUGAAAUCAUUGAAGCAGUCCAACCACARGAAUGAGUGUGUAGGUUGGCAUAAAUGCAAUUUACACCGUUCUGCUGAAGAAAUAGCUCAAGCCAAAAAAGUCAUCCUAAAAGCAGUGCAAGCAGAAGKUUUUGCAAAAGAAAGGUCAGCUCUACUKGCUAAGGAAACUGUGUCUGUAAAUAGCCCUUUGCAGAAGCUAAGACCAGUCUUAGAGGAUGACCUGAUUUGUGUUGGGGGCAGGCUGAAGUACUCAGAACUGACACCUGCAGAGAAGAAUCCUGUAGUCCUACCUAAAAAUGAUCAUGUGUCAUUCCUUCUAUCAAGACAUUACCAUGAACAGGUUCAACACCAAGGUCGUCAUCUAACUGAAGGAGCCAUAAGAGCAGGUGGCUUGUGGAUAUUAGGAGGCAAGUCUCUUGUAAAAUCMCUUAUCCAUAAGUGUAUAACUUGUCGUAAACUACGKGGGAAGAUGGAAGAACAACAGAUGGCGGAUUUACCACCAGAGCGACUUAAAGUAUGUCCUCCUUUUACCUAUGUAGGUGUGGAUGUUUUCGGGCCCUGGUCUGURACGGCAAGGCGCACUCGAGGAGGGCACUCGGAGUCAAAACGAUGGGCAAUGCUUUUCAGUUGCAUGACUUCAAGAGCUGUCCACAUUGAACUAAUAGAAUCAUUGGACACAUCUAGCAGCAUUAAUGCUUUGAGACGGUUUUUUGCAUUGAGAGGACCAGCCAAACAGCUCAGAUCUGAUUGUGGCACAAACUUUAUUGGGGCUUGCAAGGAGCUACAGAUGGACACAAAAAUGCAAAAAUACCUCACUGAUCAGGAAUGCGUCUGGGAAUUCAAUCCGCCUCACGCCUCUCACAUGGGGGGUUCAUGGGAGCGUAUGAUUGGUGUGGCAAGGAGGAUUUUGGAUGCUAUUCUGCUCCGGCAAAACAUCUCUUUGACUCACGAAGUCCUGUGUACUCUAAUGUCGGAAGUUACUGCCAUUAUCAAUGCCCGUCCCUURAUGCCUGUUUCUGCAGAUCCAGACAAUCCUUUCAUCCUGUCACCUGCAAUGCUUCUUACUCAAAAGUCUGGAGUCCCUCCACCUCCUGGUAACUUUCCUGAGAAAGACUUGUUUACAAGGCAGUGGAGACAAGUACAAGCAUUAGCAAAUCAAUUUUGGACUCGUUGGAGACGAGAGUACCUGCCGACUUUACAACAACGUUCAAAAUGGACAGUACCCAAAAGAAACUUGCAAAUAGGAGRCUUAGUCCUUCUGAAAGACAAGCAAGCUCCUCGCAACUGCUGGCCACUGGCGAGGAUCACUGCUACAUUUCCAGGACAAGAUGGAUACGUAAGAAAGGUCGAGGUCACAACAGCAGAGGAURGCAACCCAAAAACGUAYCUUAGACCUAUCACAGAGGUCGUUUUGCUUCUGCCUAAUGAAUGAUCUAUGGACUAAAGUUUCAUGAUAAAAAGGCAGAGUGACCUCACAGAGGUCAGACGGGGAGUGUGCUGUUUUACAGCAUUUAUCUUUGAUAUUAUGUGAAUGUAGUGUGUUUGAUGGCAUUUUUGGUUGUUUGUGGCUGUAGUGGAUUUGAAGGCUUUUGUUUUGAAGUGCCAUUGUAUUGUCGGUGUCUGACUUCCUGUUCAGUCGUUUCCUGGGGGGUUUUUUUUUAGAGCUGCAGCAAGCAUGGCUAGAUGUUGUUUUGUCUUCGGCAUUUAAUCCUUUGUCAUCCACGGGAAAGCUCAGCUGAAGCAAUGCUUUUUCACCGCAGCAUGUAAAGAGGAAGCAAACAGUAAAUGGUCAACCUUACUUCACGUCUCCCUCUCAUCAUUUGCUGUGGUUUAACUCGAUGUUUAGUCAGAGUUGAUACACUCUUGACGAGAAC
Poecilia reticulata (guppy) is the source of this 3790-nucleotide messenger RNA. NCBI's taxonomy places the organism in Eukaryota, Metazoa, Chordata, Actinopteri, Cyprinodontiformes, Poeciliidae. The record is from RefSeq and is a predicted model, not a curated record.